CUCUCCCAACUCACCAACGUCAACCAUAAACCCAUCUCUUAGAGUUUUAUUCUCUAACAUAUUGCCAACAUGUCUGUUCCGGCUUUCUCGGAUAUCGCCAAGGCGGCCAACGACCUCCUGAACAAGGAUUUUUACCACCUCUCGGCCGGCACCCUCGAGGUCAAGAGCAACACCCCCAACAAUGUCGCCUUCAAGGUGACUGGCAAGAGCAGCCAUGACAAGGUCACCAGCGGCACGAUCGAGGGCAAAUACUUUGACAAGCCCAAUGGUUUGACCCUCACCCAGACCUGGAACACGGCCAACACGCUCGAGACCAAGAUCGAGAUGGCCGACAACUUGGCCAAGGGCCUCAAGGCCGAGGGUAUCUUCAGCGUGCUCCCGGCCACGCAGGCCCGCGGCGCCAAGUUCAACCUGCACUUCAAGCAGUCCAACUUCCACGGUCGCGCCUUCUUCGACCUCCUCAAGGGCCCCACCGCCAGCAUCGACGCCAUCGUCGGCCACGAGGGUUUCCUCGCGGGCGCCUCGGCCGGCUACGACGUGCAGAAGGCCGCCAUCACGGGCUACAGCGCCGCCGUCGGCUACCAGGCGCCGACCUACAGCGCCGCCAUCACGGCCACCGACAAUCUGAGCGUCUUUGCUGCCAGCUACUACCACAAGGUUAACAGUCAGGUCGAGGCCGGCUCCAAGGCCACCUGGAACUCCAAGAGCGGCAACACGGUCGGCCUUGAGGUCGCUGCCAAGUACCGCCUCGACCCCGUCUCCUUCGUCAAGGCCAAGAUCAACGACCGUGGCGUCGCCGCCGUUGCCUACAACGUCCUCCUCCGCGAGGGCGUCACCCUCGGCGUUGGUGCUUCCUUUGAUACCCAGAAGCUCGACCAGGCUACUCACAAGGUCGGCACCAGCUUCACCUUCGAGUCGUAAAAAGCUGGCACCAGCCGAAGAGGCGUUGUAGCUGGGACGGUAAUCGCGCCCCUCGCGAUCGUUCUCAGCCUUGCGGAUGGUUGCGUUGGGUGGACACAUCUCAGCAGGCAGCAUUGUAUCAGACUUGGACGUCGGGCCCACAACAGACACGUUGCACUGUAUAGUAGAUUCCUAGACAGCGCAUAUGCUAAUUCCUCGCGACCGUUCCGGGCCUUGUUUUGCUCAGUUCGAAACAACCUUACCG
This is a messenger RNA of Parathielavia appendiculata, 1165 nucleotides long. RefSeq lists its product as uncharacterized. Gene Ontology annotation, cellular component: mitochondrial outer membrane. Bases 70 to 921 code for a protein of 283 amino acids. The record is from RefSeq and is a predicted model, not a curated record. NCBI's taxonomy places the organism in Eukaryota, Fungi, Ascomycota, Sordariomycetes, Sordariales, Chaetomiaceae. The transcript is spliced from 6 exons. Gene Ontology annotation, biological process: monoatomic anion transmembrane transport. Gene Ontology annotation, molecular function: voltage-gated monoatomic anion channel activity.